Messenger RNA from Dunckerocampus dactyliophorus (ringed pipefish), 2713 nucleotides. RefSeq names its product KRI1 homolog (gene kri1). Gene Ontology annotation, biological process: endonucleolytic cleavage in ITS1 to separate SSU-rRNA from 5.8S rRNA and LSU-rRNA from tricistronic rRNA transcript (SSU-rRNA, 5.8S rRNA, LSU-rRNA). Gene Ontology annotation, cellular component: nucleolus; 90S preribosome. Lineage: Eukaryota; Metazoa; Chordata; Actinopteri; Syngnathiformes; Syngnathidae. The coding region runs from base 109 to 2388 and encodes 759 amino acids. The record is from RefSeq and is a predicted model, not a curated record. The transcript is spliced from 18 exons.
ACGUGCACCGGAAACCACGUGUUAAUCUCUACACACCCUAUGCUCGUCGUUAUGAUGAUAUUUCACUUAACAAUUCGGUUGUAAACAUAUUUUUAACCGCGUCGAGCUAUGUCCGGCCAUACGGAAUUAAAAAUCAACUCCCAGUUUGCCAAGAAAUACGACAAAUACCGACAGAGGGAAGAACUGCAAAGGCUAAAGGAUCGAUAUGGAGACCGAGGAGAUGACGAUGAAUCAGAAUCAUCCGAAUCCAGUUCGGAUGACAGUGAAGUGGAAUUGGAUCCAGAGGUUGAAAGGGACUUUUACAGAACAUUGUCACUUCUGAAGAAGAAAGACCCGAAGAUCUAUCAGAGAGAUGCACAGUUCUACUCAGAAGGUGCAUCCACCAAUGAUUUGAAGCUGUCAACAUCAAAGUCAAGAGAGAAGCCCAUGUACCUGAAGGACUAUGAGCGUAAAGUCAUUCUGGAGAAGGAAGGAAAAUAUGACGAUGAGGAGAAUAGUGAUGACGACGAGGAUAAUGAGGAGGCAGCCAAAAGACAUGAGAGGGCAUCGUCCCCCAGCUACAUUCAGGAGCAGAAGCAGCUGAAAGAAAGUUUCCGUAAGUUCGUCCAUGACAGCGAUGACAGUGAAGGGAGUGAGGAAGAAGGAGGCUCCCAGCUGCUGACCAGGAGAAUAAAAACACAAGAAGAGCAGGACAAGGAAGAGGCAGACUAUGUGGAGUGGCUCAAAGGCCAGGCUGAGCUUGAUGGACCUGAGGAGGUGAAGGACAUGAAAUAUCUACGAGACUAUUGGAAUGACCCACAGCUGGAUGAGAAGGAGUGUUUCCUACGAGACUACGUCCUAAACAAACGCUACAAAGAUGACGAUGACGAAGAGAGGAUCCCGACGUAUGAGGAGGUGGUCCAGGACGAUGUGGCCGAUUCUGAAGAGGAGGGCGAGGUGUUUUUGGAGCGACAGGAGGACUUUGAGCGAAGCUACAACUUCCGUUUUGAGGAACCCGAUGCUCAGCAGGUUAAAACCUACCCUCGCAACAUCGCCACCUCAGUGCGCUCCAAAGACGAUCGCAGAAAACGCAAAAGGGAGGAAGUGAGAGAAAGGAAGGAAAGGGAGAAACAACAGAAACGGGAGCAGCUGAAGCAGCUGAAGAACUUGAAGCGUAACGAGAUCAUGGAGAAACUACAGAAGCUGAGGGAGCUGACCGGAAAUGAUGAGCUGGCUUUUAGUCAGGCUGAUCUGGAAGGAGACUUUGAUCCACAACAUCAUGACCAGCUCAUGCAGAAGUUCUUUGGGGAUGAGUACUAUGGAGAGCAAGAGGAGGAAAAGCCUCAGUUUGAAGAUGAUGGUGAACUUGAGGCAGAGCAUUGGAACUGGGACACGUGGACUGGAGAAGAGGCCUGUGAUGAAGAUGAGGGCUAUGAUGUCACAGAGCCACACUGUGAAGACCAGGAUUUUAUCAUGGAUGCAGACUAUGAUGCAAGCCAGCACAGCGUCUCCAAGAAGAACAAAAAGGAGAGGAAGAAAAUGAAGAAAACAGACAUGCCGCAAAUGGGCAAAAAGAAAAAGAAGUCUCUCUUUGCAGAGGUGGUCACCAAAAAUAAGCCGGUGUUCGAUCCCAAGGAGAAGAGUUUUGAGCAGUACCUCGAUGAAUACUAUAAACUGGACUAUGAGGACGUCAUCGACGACCUCCCGUGCAGGUUCCGUUACAGGCAGGUGCUUGCAAACGACUUCGGUCUGACCACAGAUGAGAUUUUGGGUGCUGAUGAGAAGGAACUGAAUCGAUGGUGCUCUCUAAAGAAGACCUGCAUGUUUAGAUCUGACAAAGAAGAACUGUGUGAUUUGAAGAACUACAAAAUAAAAUCGCAGAACGCCAAGAAGAAGAAAGAAAUCCUGACUUCUAUUUAUUCUGAAGAGGAUAAAGAGGUGGCAGAGGCCAAAGCCAAGAUGGGAAAGAAGCGAAGAGAUCGUGUGAAGAACGCAGAACAGCACAAGAGAGAAGCAGAGGACCGUGACACAGCCUCUAUGGACACCUCGGAUGAGAAUGCACAAGCUCUUGGAGAGUUUGGGGCUGGUGUUGACGAACCAGAGGAGGUUCUCACAAAAAGGAGAGAACCACAAGAGGAGCUGCAGCCGGUUCGUCCUAAAGUGGAUGCAGAUGAAGCUGUUCGGGGUCAAGACAAGACACAUAAGCCAAAAUUUACCAAGAAGCACAGGCAUUCCGGUGGGCGCCACACAUCGGGAACGACGGGUGUGAAAAUCGGAGGCCGGGAGUUCAGUAAACAGAGGCUGAAGGCGUAUGGUUUGAAUCCCAAGAGACUGUUCUUCCGACAGCUUGGAAGGCAAAAACGGAAAGAGCAGCAGAAGAAAGAAGCAGGAAAAAGAGCCACAAUUUAACAUAACAGUAUAUUUUUAAUGGUCCCAAAUUCAUCAAUAUUUUGUUUUCCACUGUAGAUGACCGCUGACCAUUGUCAGUCCAUCCUAUUUUUGUUUUUCUCCCCCCCCCAAAUCUUAAAGUACAGUCCUAAAAAGUGGGAAAUUAUACAUUGUGUAUUCCCACCACUCAUCAUGGCAUGUAUUUGUGAGGCGCAACGAUCUCUACAAGUAAUCUACAUAAAUACCCCCCCCAUUUUUUUCUACUGUGCCAUUUUGUUAAUUUCAUUCUCUUCCUAGAUGAAGCAUCAUGUGGUGUUAAAAUAAAUAGAAUAUUUAACAUUUUAAA